Messenger RNA from Cygnus olor (mute swan), 2158 nucleotides. Its product is annotated as butyrophilin subfamily 1 member A1-like. The record is from RefSeq and is a predicted model, not a curated record. Lineage: Eukaryota; Metazoa; Chordata; Aves; Anseriformes; Anatidae. Bases 222 to 1910 code for a protein of 562 amino acids. The transcript is spliced from 10 exons. Gene Ontology annotation, molecular function: protein binding.
AUGGUGGUGGCAGCCCUGCAGAGCUCCCCAGACACUGCCCCAGGGGCAGAGCUCCUCCCAGAGGGUUAUUGCAGCCAGGAACUGGGCAAAGGUCGGGGAAGCUGGGCGUAGCCUUGUGCUUUCUGCAGCUCUGCUGGGUGCUGUGAGGGACCUCUCUGUUGGUGGGGCUCCCUUGGAGAAGAAGCCCUGGGGGGCUGCCAGCCCCCUGGGGGACCUCUCAGAUGGGGCUCCCCUGGGGCUGUGGCCACCCCAGCCUCACCAGCCAUGCCAGGGGCCUCCUCACUUUGCUCGUCACUCUGCUCCUCCUCCGGCUGGGCUCAGCCCAGCUCAGAGUGGUGGGACCAGACCACCCCCUCACUGCCACCGUGGGGCAGGAUGUCGUGCUGCCCUGCCACUUGUCCCCUCAACGGGAUGCUCGCACCUUGGAGGUCAGGUGGAUUCGGCACAGGUUAUCUGAGACAGUGCACCACUACCGCAAUGGAGAGGACCUGUACAGGGAGCAAAUGGGGGCGUAUGCUGGGAGGACAGAGUUGGCCAGAGAUGGUCUCUCUGCUGGAAGCCUGGACUUGCGAAUAACGGGACUGAGACCCUCUGAUGAUGGCCAGUACGUCUGCACUGUGGAAGAUGCUGAUGAUUAUGAUGAAGCCAUUGUGGAGCUGGAGGUGUCAGCCACAGGUACUGACCCCCACCUCUCCCUGGGGGGCUACGAGGCCGGAGGCGUCCAGGUGCUGUGUCGAUCGGCCGGCUGGUACCCGCUGCCGCAGCUGCUGUGGAGGGAUGCUCGUGGGCAGCAUCUGCCCUCGGUGUCCCAGACACAUUCCCAGGACCAGGAGGGGCUCUUUGAAAUCGAAGGCGCGGUCAUCGUGACUGGGAGCGUGGAGGGGCCCUUGUCCUGCGUGGUCAGGAGCAGCCGCCUCCAGCAGGAGUGGAAAUAUUCCCUGCACAUCGCAGCUCCCUUCUUCCACAACGCCCAGCCCUGGAUGGUGGCUCUGGCUCUGGUCCUCGUGCUUUUUGCUCUGUCCGUUGGCCUCGGUGUUUAUCUCUUUCGAAAGAAAGCAGCAAAAAAGGAUGCAAAGCUGGUGAAACAAGCUGCAGAGAUAGAGGAAAAAGAUGCAAGACUGGACGAACAAGCUGCAGAGCUGGAGAAACAAGCCGCAGAGCUGGCAUGGAGAAGGUUUCUGCUGCCUCAUAAUAGAGGUAGGUGUGCAUUGGGUUGCCCUCUGCGGUGCUUCUCCUGCCCUUGCUGGGGCAUGUUCAGGAGCCAAGAGGUGCCCCAUCUCGUGCCCCGUGGGGCAGCUCCUGGCCCCGAGCUGGGGAAAGCCUGCCCAGGGCUGAGCUCUGCCCCUGAUGGCCUGGCUCCUUCUGUCCCUGCAGUGAAGGUGACCCUGGAUCCGGACACGGCUCAUCCUGACGUUGUUGUGUCUAAGAACAACAAGAGUGUGAGACGGGAAAGUAAACGGCAACAGGUGCCCAACACACCAAAGAGAUUUGACAACCGGUGCUGCGUGCUAGGCCAUGAGGAGUUCAGAGAGGGGAGGCACUGCUGGCAGGUGGAGGGGCAGGAGGAGAGCCUAAAGUAUUCACGGUGGGGUGUGGGGGUUGCCAGGGCAUCUGUGAAGAGGAAGGGGUGGAUCGACAUGAGCCCUGAAGAAGGGAUCUGGGCUGUGCAGUACAUUGAGGGGCAGCUCAAGUCUCUCACAUCUCCUCGUACCCCCUUGUCCCUGUCCCCUUUCCCCACGAGGAUCUGGGUCUGUCUGGACUGUACCCAGGGACAGGUGUCUUUUAUCAACGCUGACAAUGGGGUCGAGAUCUUCACUUUCACAGCAGCCUCCUUCAAUGGGGAGAGCAUCCGCCCCUGGUUCUGGCUGGGGAUGAAUGCCCAGCUGUGCCUGAGGGACAGCACCUUGUAGACCCUGUCCCCAGCCCUGGGGGGCUCCUGCCCUUCUCCAGCCAUUCCUGGAUCACCUCUCCUUGAUCCUGCAGGAGCAGCGCAGGAAUGAGGGUCAAUGGGGCCAGGGGCUGCUCUGUGCUCCUCCCUGCUGCUGGAGGAGGGCUGGGAUGCUGCAAGCAGGGGCAAGGCCCCUUGCAGACCCUGGGCUCUGCCCAGCACAGGGCUCCUGUGCUGGGGCACAAGCCCUGCUGGCACUUGCGGGUCUCA